Rhinocladiella mackenziei CBS 650.93 is the source of this 1173-nucleotide messenger RNA. RefSeq lists its product as uncharacterized. The transcript is spliced from 6 exons. NCBI's taxonomy places the organism in Eukaryota, Fungi, Ascomycota, Eurotiomycetes, Chaetothyriales, Herpotrichiellaceae. The record is from RefSeq and is a predicted model, not a curated record. The coding region runs from base 1 to 1173 and encodes 390 amino acids.
AUGAGUUCCGGCGUCCCAAUACCCUCGGGAUAUUCUCUUCCCUUUGCUGUAGUGACUGACAACGACCAUACUGCAUGGAUCAUUAUUGCUGCUGCAAUCGGUCUGUCCUGGAUUUUGCUCUUCGCCGGUAUCAGAAUAUUCAUUCGGCGUACGAUUAGCCCUGGUUUUGGCUUCGAUGAUGGAUUUAUCGCUGCUGCAACGACGGUGGGUAUCAUUGAGUUAUCGAUCAUCCUGGCUGCGUGUUCUAAGGGACUGGGAAAAUCGAUAGACAUCGUGCCGUUGGAAAACCGACCGACUGUGCAAGAGAUGUACUACACUAGCAAUCUGCUCUUCAUCAUAAGUCUCGGCUUGUCGAAGCUGUCAGUCGUCUUCUUUUUACUGCGAUUAACCCACGUCAAAUGGCACAGGAUAGUCUUCAUCUCUGCUACGGGACUCCUUACUGCGUGGACUAUUGGGUCUCUUUUCGCCAUUGCGUUACAGUGCAAUCUGACGAAACCAUGGAUCAUGGCUGGUGAACGGUGCACCGGAGCGUACUUACGAUGGCAAAUAAUAUGCGCUCUCGACAUCAUCUCUGAGGUCGGCCUGGUAGCGAUGUCUAUAUGCCUUGUGUGGGACCUGUAUACUUCCGUGACGAAUAAGAUUGUUGUGGUAGGGGCAUUUGUGUUCCGACUUGGAAUGAUCGUCGCAGUUGUCUUCCGCCUCGCUAACUUUGACAAACCCGGACGAAUCACAGACCCUACCCUCGCCGAAGACUUAUUCAUCGUAUGGACGCAAACCGAGCUGAUUUACUCCCUUGUUUCUGCCACGAUACCCACCCUCCGUCCCUUCAUGAACAAUCUGAACACUCGCUUUGGUGGCCUGGACCAGGAAGGAAGGGGGAACGGCUAUGACUAUGAAAACGCUUCCGACAGCUAUCAAAUGUCGAAUUUGAAGCCAAUGAACAGAAGCCAAGACAGGGAAGAAUACAUUGCAACCAACUCGGCACGAAAUUUGUCUGAACAAUCUAGCGCAGACAGUUAUGGUGUGGUAUGCGGGUGCCCAAUCCAGGUGCAGACGAGAACAAGAGAAGAAACCGGCAAUGGUGAUGCAACCAGUGCCGAUAGCAACGACAAUGGACGGAUGAUUAUCCAGAAGGACAUGACAUUCCAGGUGGAACAUUACGACAACUGCUGA